Messenger RNA from Lampris incognitus (smalleye Pacific opah), 1596 nucleotides. RefSeq names its product beta-1,4-N-acetyl-galactosaminyl transferase 1b (gene b4galnt1b). The record is from RefSeq and is a predicted model, not a curated record. Gene Ontology annotation, biological process: ganglioside biosynthetic process. Gene Ontology annotation, molecular function: hexosyltransferase activity. Gene Ontology annotation, cellular component: Golgi membrane. The coding region runs from base 1 to 1596 and encodes 531 amino acids. Lineage: Eukaryota; Metazoa; Chordata; Actinopteri; Lampriformes; Lampridae. The transcript is spliced from 10 exons.
AUGCGCUCCCUAAGGAAGACAGUGUUGUUAGCCAUUUUGGUGUCGGUGGUGCUGGUACUGGCCAUCCUCCAUUCCUGGCCAACCCGGGCCUACACCACGGUCGACUUGUGGCAGCGGCCAGGACCUGGAGCAGAGAGACAUCUAGAGGAAAGGCUCCCAGAACCAGAUCACAGAUCCAGAGACAUCCCCUAUCGCUUAAGGGAAAGUGUGGCAAGUUUGCUGGCUCGCAACGGGUGCAUGUGUGAGGGGGAGCGCGGCGGUCUCAAACUGCCGUUUACUCAGCUCUUGUUUCCGCGAGUGUCGGCUCACCCCUUGCACACUGCCUUUGAGGCGUCCGAGCUGGAAGAGAUGAAGAGGAGGAGGGCGAAGGAGUACCAGAGUUUCCAGAUGAGAUCUCAGACCGCUGCAGACGUUCUCAUCGUUGCAGAGGCCAACAGUCCUUUACAGUACCCAACACAGGGGGUGGAGGUGCGGCCACUGAAAACCAUCCUCAUCCCAGGGUUGGCCUUACAAGACCUUCCCAAGGACCAUUACUCAGUUAACAUCUCUGCCAAGCUGGGAACGCUGAAUGUGGCAGCAGAGGUUGAGGGGGUAAAGGUCAAAGGUGAUGGUGAGCCGCACAUGACUCUGUCCAGUAGCCUUCUGCCUAAUCUGAAUCGGCAACUGCAAUACAUCACCUACACCAACACGCUUUUCCACCCCAGCACGGCAGACACAGUGCAGUUUGAGACGGAAGGACAUCAAGCCUUCUUCAUCAUCAAGAUAGGCCACGGCGUGACCCCCAAACUCUACAACACAGGACCCAAAGGAGAGUAUAACGUCAGCGCCCUGGUCACAAUCGCUACCAAAACCUUCCUGCGGUACGAUAAGCUUCAAGAUCUUAUCGACAGUGUGAGGAGAUAUUACCCUACCGUAACCAUAGUAAUAGCCGAUGACAGCGAAAAUCCCAAAAGUGUCUCCGGGCCCUACAUCGAACACUACAUAAUGCCCUUUGGAAAGGGCUGGUUCGCCGGGCGAAACCUGGCUGUAUCCCAGGUGACCACCAAGUAUGUGCUGUGGGUGGACGACGACUUCAUCUUCACAUCCAACACCAAGCUCGAGAGGCUGGUAGACGUGCUGGAGAGGACCACUCUUGACCUGGUGGGUGGCGCGGUGCGGGAGGCCACAGGCUACACUGCCACCUACAGGCAGACCAUAUCCAUUGAGCCCGGGGAGGAGAACGGGGACUGCCUGCACAUGAGGAGGGGGUUUCAUCACGUCAUCAAGGGCUUUCCCAACUGCGUCGUCACUGAUGGGGUCAUCAACUUCUUCCUGGCUCGCACCGAUAAGGUCCAGCAGGUGGGCUUUGACCCACGUUUGGCCCGGGUGGCCCACCUCGAGUUUUUCAUUGAUGGCCUUGGUUCGCUGCAUGUGGGCUCUUGUGACGAUGUCAUCGUUAACCAUGCCACCAAGAUCAAGUUCCCCUGGGCCAGCCAGUCAGAAAGCGACAAGACCUACACCAAGUUCCGCUACCCACCGGCCUCCUCGGAUGCCACGCACACUAAAAAUGGUCUCUUGUUCUUCAAGAACCGGUUCCAGUGUUUGACACGUAACUAA